GCGGCGGAGGGAGCGGUGAGCGCGGGGAGCGGCCGGCACCGGGCACCGGGGACCGGGACCGGGCACCCGACAGCCUCCGUUAGCGGCUGCCCCGGGAGGAGAGGGGACGGGAAGGUGGGGGGGGGGGGGGUCCCAAGCCCCGGAGCGCGGGGGUGGUCCCGGGGGAGGGGGUGUCCCGGGGGUGCCCCGGUCCCGUGUCCCGGCUCUGGGGGCGUCCCGUGGGGGGUCCCGUGUCCCGUGGGGGGUCCCGUGCUGCUGGUCCCGGGUGUCCCGUCCCCGGAGGAAGGGGUCCCGUUAAGGGCGGGCUCGGUCCCGGUCCCCGGGGGGGGGAACCGGGGGGCUUCAUCCCCACGAGGGCGCUGUCCCAAGUCCGGGGGGGGGGGGGGUCCCACCUGCAGGGCUUUUUUUUUGGCGGGGGGGGGGGGGGGGGUGUCCUCGUGGCGGGGACCCCAUCCCCGGGGGUGUCACCCUCAGGGGCAGGGGUCCCCCCCCCCCCCCGUGGCGCGGAGCCCGUCGGGUGCCCCCUGACGUUGGGGGGACGCGGGGGGUCUGGGGGCGGGGGGGGGGUCCUUUUUGCAGGCAUCCGGCCCCCGGCCCCCCCCGGAGCGGCUGCCAUGCGGCUCAGGAUGAUUUCGGCUGCCUCCGUCCUCGUCCUGCUCUUCCUGCCCUCGGAGACCUGCUCGCCCCUGCAGUGGCCCCGCAGGCUGCCCGUAGCCCCCCAGCCCAGCUGGGAGCCGUGGCCGGGAGCCCCGCGACCCCCGGUGCCCGCCGGCAGCCCCCAGCCCCACGGACAGCCCCGGCUCUGCCAGCCCCGGGGGGCAGCGCCCGCCACGGCCCCCCGCGUCCCCCGGGCGCUGCAGGCGGGCAAGAGGCGAGAGGGGAAACCCAACUCUCUGGACCUCACCUUCCACCUCCUGCGCGAGUUCCUGGAGAUGUCCCGCGAGGAGAGACUGGCCCAGAAGGCGCUGAGCAAUAAGCUGCUGCUGCAGAGUAUAGGGAAGUGACGGGGGGGGGGGGGGGGCUGAAGGGGACCGACCCCGUAGUGAGCACCCAAGGGUGGCUGCGGUGGAGCAGAGCGGGGAAGCUGCUGCCCGGCCGGGGGCUGGACCUCCCCCCACCCAUGGGAUCCCCCCUCCCGUGGCCGCGUCCCGCGUGCUGCCCUCGCGGUCGUGCAUUAAAGUCGCCCUCGCACCUGC
Molecule: messenger RNA, 1196 nt
Organism: Cygnus olor (mute swan)
Lineage: Eukaryota; Metazoa; Chordata; Aves; Anseriformes; Anatidae
Product: corticoliberin-like
Exons: 1
Coding region: 615-1004 (129 amino acids)
Biological process (GO): positive regulation of cortisol secretion; negative regulation of epinephrine secretion; negative regulation of glucagon secretion
Cellular component (GO): extracellular region
Molecular function (GO): corticotropin-releasing hormone activity
Source: RefSeq, a predicted model, not a curated record